CGGGGGCGGGGCCAGGCGCAGAAGGGGCGGGGCGAGCGGAGGUUGCCCUUGUGUCUCGCGCCGGGAAGCGGCUGGAGCGGAGCGGGAGCGGAGCGGGAUCGGAGUCCCUGCGCAUCCCCCCCGCCUCCGCCGCCCCGCGGCGGCACGGCACGGGACAGCCUGGCAUAGGCGAGCGGAGAGGCGGACGGACGGACGGACACGCCGGCAGGGGCAAGGGGAGCCGGCGGGGGCACCUGGCACCGCUCCGCGGUGGGAACCUGAACCUGCCCAGCAGCGCCGGAGCCAGCGGAGAGAGCCGCUCUUUCCUCCUCCUCCUCCUCCUCCUCCUCCUGCUCCCUCCCCAAUCCACCCCCGCGACCCUGGUCCUCCUCCUCCUCCUCCUCCUCCUCACCCCACUGGAUACAGCGAGGGAGACACUGCGGCGGAGGCGGCGGCGGCGGCGGCUCCUGCGGGGGGAAGGAAGCGCCCGGAGAGCGGAGCGGCGGGAGGCUGCGGAUCUGCGUGCCUGGCGCCCACCCAGCCCGAGGGGAGCCCCCAGGAUGCGGCUGAAGCCCGGCGCGCUCCUGCGCUUCUACAGCCUCUGCGGGAUCCUCGUACAAGUGGCUGCUACAAAGAACAAAGCUAGAGGCAGCCAAGGGCAGUUCCCACUCACACAGAACGUCACAGUUGUUGAAGGUGGAACAGCAAAUUUGACCUGCAGGGUCGAUCAAAAUGAUAACACCUCCCUCCAGUGGUCAAAUCCAGCUCAACAGACACUGUACUUCGAUGACAAGAAAGCUCUGAGGGACAACAGAAUCGAGCUGGUGCGAGCGUCGUGGCACGAGCUGAGUAUCAGUGUCAGCGACGUGUCCCUGUCGGACGAAGGGCAGUACACCUGCUCUUUGUUCACCAUGCCUGUCAAAACUUCCAAGGCUUUCCUCACCGUCCUCGGUGUUCCUGAGAAGCCACAAAUCACUGGAUUUACCUCACCAGUUAUGGAGGGAGAGAGGAUGCAGCUCACUUGCAAGACAUCUGGUAGUAAGCCAGCAGCUGAUAUCAGAUGGUUCAAGAACGACAAAGAAGUUAAAGAUGUUAAAUAUUUAAAAGAAGAAGACGCAAAUCGUAAAACAUUCACAGUCAGCAGCACGCUGGAUUUCCUAGCAGAUCGCAGUGAUGAUGGUGCAGUUGUAAGUUGCAGAGUAGAUCAUGAGUCCCUAAACUCUACACCUCAGAUAGCAAUGCAGGUUCUAGAAAUCCACUAUACACCUUUAGUUAAAAUCAUUUCUUCCAAUUCAUGGCCUGAAGAAGGACAAUCUAUAAUUUUGACUUGUGAAUCCAAAGGAAAACCAGUGCCAGAACCAGUACUGUGGACAAAGGACGGUGGAGAACUACCAGAUCCAGAGAGAAUGGUUGUCAAUGGCAGGGUUCUAAGCAUCAGCUUCCUAAACAAAACAGACAAUGGCACAUAUCGAUGUGAAGCAAAAAAUCCCAUUGGCCGAAACAGCACAGAAUAUGUCCUGAUAGUACAUGAUGUUUUCAGCACUUUGCUUCCCACUACUGUCAUCCCCUCCCUUACCACUGCAACAGUCACAACCAAUGUAGCCUUAACAGCCAGCACAACCACAUCGGCAACAGCCACCAGCAUCAGAGAUCCAAAUGCUUUGGCUGGACAGACCGGACCUGAUCACGCUCUUAUAGGAGGAAUAGUGGCUGUAGUUGUCUUUGUAACACUAUGUUCUAUAAUUCUCCUUGGUCGAUACCUGGCAAGACAUAAAGGAACAUAUUUAACAAAUGAAGCAAAAGGAGCUGAAGAUGCACCUGAUGCCGACACAGCCAUUAUCAAUGCAGAAGGCAGCCAAGUCAAUGCAGAGGAGAAAAAAGAGUAUUUCAUUUAGAUGCAGAGCUAGAAUCUUGGAGUUUUACUUAUCAGGCUGACUGCUGGAGAAAACUGGCUAUCAUUUCUCAGAAUUCAUCUCUGCCAUCUUCUGCUAUCUUUAUUAACUCACAUACCUGCUAUAAGUAGCCAGUUUAUGCCAACAAUCAGCUGUUGACAUCAUCAUUCUAUAAUUACAGUAUCAUGCAUAAAACAGGACAUUUCUUAUUGCCUAAAAAUCAUAUCCACUGCUCUCUUAACAUACAGUGCUUGAAUAUACAGCCUUAACAAUGUUAAUCAUCAUCUUAAUCCAAGUUUUCUACAUCUUUAAGUGUUAUGCAGCUUUCUUUUCCAAUUUUCUUUUAUCAUGGCCCUACUAGUAUGUCAUAGAACAAAAUUCAUAACAAGUCCUAUUAGGUAAGAUCCUAAUUUACUUACAGAAAAUGUUAAGUCUAAGAUUAGAGGUUUACAAAGAAUCUUUUAUAUCGGUCUAUCUAUAGUUCAAAAAGCAACUUGUUUUUGAAACAUAUGCCCUCGGAAACACAAAUUGAAAUCUGUUUAGUAUAGUUUCUCAUUUGUUUGGAUUUGGUGGGAAAAAAGAUCAGUCCAGUGAAUUUUUCAGGGUGUUUUGCUUUGUUUUGUUAUGAUUUAAAUGGUACCUUGACAACAGUGCCAUGUUUCAGUGGUGAAAACAUGCUGAAUAGCUAUAGAGAUUCUACAAAGUUAGGUUAAUAGAGCUUCUUUUGAAACAAUUUGUCCUGCCCUUUUACUGGCUUUUGGUAUCACAAAGAUUAGAGAACUUUCUGAGUAAUUUAUGUUUUUAUAAUUUAUUUGCUAAACAUGAACUCACCUGCCUACUCAAAUUUGAUGUGUUCAUGGGGCACAAUUGCAAGGCAUUUUAGUAUCUGUAUAUAGUGCAUAUAAUAAAUUCAAUUAAACAUUAUUUGAUACAUAUUCAACUUUUUUUGGCAGUAGCUAAGUCAGUCACAAGUAAGCAUUUUCUAAUGUCCAUUAUAUCCCUUUAGAUAUGACUCAAAAUCAAUAUUCUGAGUAGAUAACAUGUGUUAGUAUUUUUUUGUCUGUAUGUCCUAGCACUGUUCAGCAGCAAACUUUUCUAGUUCUUGUUAAUUUUUUCUUUGUUAUACAAUGGAAGCACAAUGUUAUAUGGAAAGGUAGUUUUAAGCUAACAACCAGUGCACAGCCUCAGGUUUUAAAUUACAACCACAUUUGAUUACUAUCCUUAAAAAGUACUAUUGAGUUGCUAAAAUUCUCAAUUUUAAUUUGGCAGUUCCAGAGCUGCUUCUCUAUGUUGGUUUGCCAAAAAAAAAAAAAAAAAAUCUUAAAAAAAAAAAAAAAGAAAAAAAAGAAAAAAAGUAAAAAUAGAAGUGUUAAAACAAAAGAUAUAUGUUUUGUGUAUACAGUAAAUGGACUAAUUCUUUAUAUUAAAUUCCUGUCUAUGCAUUUUGUGAGGUACAAACUUAUGUCACCGUGAAUGAUAGAGAAUUCCUGCCAUGCUUUUAGCUCCACAGUGAAGGUCUCUGUUUGGAUUAUUUCUGAAUUUUUUUUUUUUGUGUAAUUGACAGCUAAAAAAUCACAUGCUCUUAAAUAUGACAACAAAACACUGUAAGCCCAUCGGCUUAUUUCCUCUUCCAAUGAAAAGAAAAGGUUGCCAUAACAGGUCUUGGAAAUGAUUCUACACUGGAGAAUGCAAGUUAAGUCUAGUUGGAGCUCGCUUUGCUCCUGUGAUUUGCACCUUUGACAAAAGAAGUAUUUCUCUCUGGUUGAUGUGUAUGUGAAGCAUAAAAGCAUGAUGGUCUGCUGUAAAGGACUUUCUCCUGGGAUUUUAUUUUUGUGUGGGGAAGGGAGAAUUUGGAAUACGACAUCAUGUGGUAUGGUAAAAUGGAAGAUAAAGGUGCUGUGACAGAUUAUUUAUCAGAAGAAUAUAAACCUUUUAAGGACAAUAUUAGAGUAUUUUAAUUGUUUUUGUUGAAGCAUUUAUCUUGUUAAUUUCUAAGAAAAAAGGGUGACGUCAAUCAAAGCAGCACUUUUUUUCAAAAUAUACAGACAUAAAUAAUAUGAUGUGGUUGAGUGUUAACAUAAUAAAUCAUAUACAGUAUGACAUUUUAAAGAAAUAAGUCUGCAUUGAUGUGAUUGCAUGCUUGUUUUAACAGGUCACUCCAUACCCAUCUGUGGAAAAAUGCAAUAAUAUGUUAAUAUAAUAUGGUAGUUUGAGAGAACCAGGUAGGUGCUACUAGACACAUUGAAAACUAGUAUAGGUUUACAAGAUAUUCAUGUCUUUCAAAGCAUAAACAUGUAAAAGGCUGGCAAAGGAAGUCAUUCAGUUUAAUACCAAAAAUAUGGGUUCUUGUCACAGCAGUAAGUUACAUUAGCUGUAGUGCAGUAUCAAGGUUUUAUUUCAGGACCUGGGGCCCAGUUCAACAAAGCUUUUAAGCACAUAGCUUCAGGUGUCAGAGGAGUUCCCUUGGAGUGUAAGGCACUGUUCAUAUGCUUAAAAACGAAGUGCUUCCCUGGAUGAGGGCCUUAUUUGCUCCGGUGGAAUUCCCCACCAGCGUGGUGUUUACGCCUUUCUUCAUCCUUCUUAACUCCAGCUCGCUUGAAUAGUAGGGUUGUUACUUGAACCAUUACCCAGCCAAGGUCAGGCAGGGCCUUCAAAAGCAGGAUUGGCCUUGUGGUAACCAUUUCAAACCAUAUUCUCCAGUGGCAUACAAACAGCAUUUCAACUUGGCAAAAAAAAAAAAAAAAAUCGGAUAUGAACUGUACUGUUAAGACAGGUUUGUUUGGGUUUGUUUUUUUUUCUUUUCCCCACUGGCUUUCAAUUAAAACUGCUCACAUGCACUCAUUUGUAACCCAUUUGAUCUUCCAUUGUCUUGCACCUGGUGAUGUCCCUUGCAGCUGUGCACAGCUGUGAACAGCCCAACACAGAGCGUUCUACCUGGACAGCACUUUGCAGGCCUGUCUGGUCUUCACGGGUUCAGAUUACUGCACUGGGGGCAACGAGGCAUCCCUCUUUUCUGUAAGCAGAGUCGUGGCUCAACACUAAUGACAUUAAGUAGGCUAAAAGCCAGUUGUCCAUUCCUUUCGCCCGAGUUCCGAUUCUGAAAAGAAGAAAAAAAAAUGUUUUUAUGAUGGUGUGAGGCACCAGUGAGUGUGUAAAAUGGAGGCUCUGAAUGGGAACCAUCUUCACUAAAAUGUAUGUGACAUCCUCUCCCUCACUCACUUGCAGAGUAGUUUUCUCCAGAGCAGGUAGCUAGUUUCUGCCAGUGUACUGUUUACAGUGUUGAUUGCUGAUUAUUUUUAAACUUUUUGAUGUAGACUUUAUUUUUUCUUCUUGUUGUUUUGGUUUUGUGGUUUUUGGUUUUUGGUUUUUUUGUUUUUUUUUAAUGCUUCAAGAACAUUCUCAUUAUUUCAACAAGAAAGCGGUGCAUCAGAAGACAAGGGGUGCAUCAUCCCACUCUUUUAGUGUCAUCUGACAAACCAAGAGACAGUUUGAGGAACCUGAUGUUUAACUUGAGGCUCAGAGUUUAAGCUAGAACAUCUCAAAAGUUUCCACAUUACUUAAGGAUGGUUCGUCUUGCACUGAGACUCCCUCUCUAAAGGAACACAUGAAGAAAAGCAACUUUUCUAAGUGAGACAUGAAAGUUAACAUCUUGUGUGUUUUCAUUGCAGUAUAAUAUAUAUAUAAAUAUAUAUAUAUAGCUAUUUCAAUGAAAAGAAAGGACAGAAUCAUCUGUAAUUAUGUAAUUCAUGAUUGUAACAGCACUGAAGUUACCAUGUACGCACAUGUACAGUAGCUCUUUCAACAGUUACAGUGUAGUUACAUGUAAUUCCCUGUAACAUAGCAGUUCUAGUGUAAUUUAGUGCCACUUAUUGUAAAGUGUUACCAAAAGGAAAACGGACUUCUUACCUUUAGAAUUCCGUUCCAAUUAAAGGUAAGUUUAUUAAAUUAGCAUCAUUAAAUCUGAUAUUGCGUUUCUUAAUUAAGGAGGUGAUUUAAAAGUUUCAUGUUCACACUGCAGCUUCCCCCCAUGGCUUACCCAGACUCCUCCAAAUGUCUAAUCUCUACACUCCUAGGGACUGGUAAUCUGUUAUGAACAUACCAAAAAUCCCAGCUACUCCAACUUUAAUUGAAUGAGCUGUCUAAUAAAGAAAAACAGCAACAACAAAAAUUAUGAGUAAUGCUUUUUAUUAAGUGGCACAAAGUACACACUAAAAACUAUGCAAAAAUAUAGGUAAAUACAGUGUACUUACAUGUAAGUAUCUUGUACUUGCUGUGUAUGGAUAUUGGAAAACCAUGUAAUUAUAAUAUGCAUUUUGAUUAUUCCAAGCAAGGGGUGACCCCCAAAAGUCACAAGGGAAAAGUGGAAGGUACAUCUACAAGCAGUGGAUAUCCUAAUGCAAUAUGUGUAAUUCCUCUAGUUGCAAUGGCAACUAAUUUACAAAAAAAUACUGCCCCUCAUUUUCACCAGCUUUGCUUUCCAUUUCUUGGAGCACCAUUAAAUACCACUGAAACACCUUUAGGCAAAGUAAGACACUGACUCCUCUAAUGGCUUUGCUGCCAGCACUCUGAAUGCCUGGCAACACUGUUCUGUAACCUUAUUGCUGGCUCAACAGCACAAGUUUCAUCUUUUUUUCUGUCCUCAAGGGAGCCUAGUAUGUUAAGAUGCUGAAAUAUGCUGCCAUAUGCCCUGGUAUUUUUAGCAUGAACAACAGAGAAACAGAGAGAGAGAAAAAGAGAGAGCUGCAUUCUUCUGACCCCUAUUUUGCUGAAUCACCUCACCUGGAAUUUCCACUGCUUGCUCAGUAAUGCCAGGUAAUCUUAAAUUGUAAGUACAAAAUGCUUCCAUUACAGUACAGAGGGUGCCCUAAAUGAUAAAGCUAAUUUUUUGUAAAUGUGAAGUUUUGUAUUGUAGAUCUUUUUCCUUCUUGACACUUUUCCGUCAUGCCCUUCCAGAAGAAAUGCACCAAAAGAUAGAUAAUAUAGAAUAGCAAAAGAAGACAAGAAAUUUUCUUGUAAACCUUCUUGUGGUUGCCAUUGCUAUCACCCUCUUUGUGUCCUGUCUAACAGGCAAAUAAAUGUAAUUAGCAACUGCCAUUAGCAUCAUUCCACACUAUACUAUUCCUAGAAUAUGACAUCUACCUCUUAGUCUAAAUACUAGCUAUGAGAUAUUUGUAUACAUUUUAAAUACUAUUGAAUCUUUGCUUUAGUCUUGAAAUGAAAUCACUGUAUCAUUAAUUUUUUUUCUGCUAAAAAUAGGUGAAAAUAUUUUCUUGGUUCAUAAUUCUUGCCCUGCUCUUAUUAAUUCUGAUAUAGUUUUAUCUUUUUAACAGGGCAUAAGGACACAGCCUCAGCUGGUAUAAAUCAGCUUCACUCUGUUGCCUUAAAUGUGGGCCAAUUUACGCUGGCUGGGGAUUCAUCCCAAACAGCUUAAAAAUAAACUGCUAUAAUACAUCAAUAUUUAGUCAGCUCUAGAUUAUGAUUUGCAAUCCAACUGCAACACAAUUCUUCCAAGUAAGACAUGCACCUAUGAAGAGAAACUUUAAAAAGCACAUGCAAGCUUUUGAAUUAAAUAUGCAAUAUCAACACUGUUGAGAUAUCCUGACUUGUCUCUCACUUAUUUAAACAUAAUAUUGCCAGGGCAUGUUUACAUUAAAAACACUCAAUGCAUGCGGAGCAGAGAAGGACUAUUGCAAACAGCAGAAGAAAAUUAAAUUAAUAGAGAUGCCUUUGAUGUCAACAGAACAGAGUAGAAACUCUUUUGAGAGUAGGACUUCCUACAGGGUUUUUCAGGGUGGACCUAAGGCGUCUAAAACACAUGAAAGUUGUUUAUUUGGCAUUAAGAGAAGCUAGCACAGUUCCUUCUUGCUGUCGAGGAAUCCUACCCAGCACUCUGCACUUCUUUUAACUCAGGAGAAAAUAAGGGUACAAACAUGGUUGAACAGCACACUUCUGUAUCACUCCACAUCCUCAGGAUGCUCCAAGCCUCGUGCGCUUCCAGCAGCCCUUAAGAGAAUUCUUCCAACAUCUAGGAAUCAUCCUGUUGCUGAGCUGUGUUCAUUUUAUUCAGCAAUGUUUAAUCUACUCACAACCAGAAGGUGUGAAGCCAAUUUGAAUGAGUCUGCAGUUCUAGGGGCUUCCAGAGCCUUGCAGUAGAUGGGGAAAAAUAAAAAAAAAUAAAUAAAUCCUUCAUGGCUUCUGUGUUUACUGUAGGUCUGCCCUCCACAUUCUGUGUCUUAAGUCAUUUAUUCUCUGCUGGGCUAAAAGCAGCAGUCUAAUUGGAAAGGAGGAAGGGAAAGUAUCUCUUCUGAAAGGAGUAGUCUGAGCUACUAUUAAAGAAAGGUUCAAGGGUUUUUGUUUCUUCCCUUUUUUAAGAUUUCAGGUGCAAAGCCAAGCCUGUUGGGGUCAGCACUUUAGCACUUUCCCUGUGUUCAGGGUCAAGCCAGCAGUGUUUCAUGUGUGAGCUCUGAUCUCAUGUUUCAGCACAAACUACAGACAGCCUUAGCCUGCCCUUAUGCAUAGUGCUGAAAAUCACCAAUGCUAUUUUCUUCUAAACAUAAUAAUUUUCUCAGUCUUGUUCUAAAAUGAAAUAUUGAAGGGUUUUUGUAAUAGGUGUAAAGGGAGGGAGUUUAAAGUAAUAGCUUGUAAAUAAGAUUGUAAGGAUGAUCAUCAACUCUUUAUGUUGAUUAUAAAGAGGAGGAUAGUUUUUAAUUGCUGGGCUGAUUUCUUUAUCAUUUCCUCUUUCUCUCCUUUCUAUGCAUAUUGAUUAAUGUUAGUAAAUAUGCAGUUGCACAUGUUGUCCUUUUUCAGUGAAUGCAGGUUUGCUUAUACCCCUAUAUAGCUUUCAUAGAAAUAUGCAAAUAUAACCUACAGUCAUCUGGUUCUGCCAAAACAGUGAAGGAAGAGCCAAGAGAGGGAAAUCAUGGAUUACUGGAUUCAUAUAUGUCCUGCUUCCAUCAAAAUUGAGUACAGUACACCUAUUGAUCUCAGAAGAACAAGGCUCAAGUCCUUAAUGCACAUGUUUGAGUUGCUAUUUAGCUCUUUUUCAAAAGAAUUAUAAAGCAAUCCUUGUGCAUCCUUUACUUUUUAGCCUUGAUAUUUUAUAACUACAAAACCCCUUCAGUUCACCAGGAAGUUUCCUAGAAUAAAUAAUAAGGCAUAAUUUGUGAAAGGACUAUAACAAAUUCAUCUAUUCAUGGUCAGUGUAAGUGUAUUCUCCUAAGAAUUCUGGUGUACUUUGCUCUUACACUGGCAGUUUAUGGUCCUGAGAAGGAUAUAUUUGAAUGGUUCAGAAAUAAAACCACUAACCUGUAAAAAAAAAAAAAUCCAUGGGAAUUAAACAUAUUGCACUAAUGAUGAGACACAUCAAUUUCAUUUUAUUUCCUCAUUAAAGACUUUAAACAACAAAAUGCAUAUUGUAAUGUUGGGUACAUGACACUUGCAUGUUGCUAUGCCUAUAUACUUACAAAGUAUUCAAUGUGUACUUGGUGGCGCUUAAAAAUGUCAUGUACAAUUCUUCUAAACAUUCUUACAGGGUUCCCAUUUGCACUUCAUCUUUCAGAAAAGUCUUGUCAGAAAAUUGUCUGAUGAAUAUUAUUGAAAAAAAUAAAAUUUCAAUUUUAGUUAUCUGUUGGA
This is a messenger RNA of Passer domesticus (house sparrow), 9503 nucleotides long. RefSeq names its product cell adhesion molecule 2 (gene CADM2). The record is from RefSeq and is a predicted model, not a curated record. NCBI's taxonomy places the organism in Eukaryota, Metazoa, Chordata, Aves, Passeriformes, Passeridae. Gene Ontology annotation, cellular component: neuronal cell body membrane. The transcript has 11 exons. Bases 540 to 1874 code for a protein of 444 amino acids.